Thalassophryne amazonica is the source of this 567-nucleotide messenger RNA. RefSeq names its product diazepam binding inhibitor (GABA receptor modulator, acyl-CoA binding protein) (gene dbi). The transcript has 4 exons. Gene Ontology annotation, biological process: fatty acid metabolic process. The record is from RefSeq and is a predicted model, not a curated record. Bases 124 to 402 code for a protein of 92 amino acids. Gene Ontology annotation, molecular function: fatty-acyl-CoA binding. Lineage: Eukaryota; Metazoa; Chordata; Actinopteri; Batrachoidiformes; Batrachoididae.
CGAGACGGCAACGCUUCAUGAGUCACCGUGUCGUUUCAUAAGCUUCGAAGCCUCGGUGUCUCACCAGCUCACUCUUAUCUGCCUGCUGAGCGGUCGGCUGCUUUCCGGGAGACGGAGCUGAACAUGGCUGAGCUUGAUGAAAAAUUUAACAAAGCUGCAGAAGAGGUGAAAGUCCUGAAACAGAAGCCAACAGAUGAUGAGAUGCUGCAGAUCUACUCUCUGUACAAGCAGGCGACUGUGGGUGACGUCAACACGGCUCGGCCAGGAAUGAUUUCGCUGGAUUUCACUGGAAAAGCAAAAUGGGAUGCGUGGGAUAAGCGGAAAGGCAUGAGCAAAGAGGAAGCCAUGGAGAAGUACAUUGAGUUGGUGGAGGAGAUGAAGCAGAAGUAUGGAUUGGAAUGAUAACAUGGAAUGGAUGUAACACCACUUGAAAGAACAUGACCUUAAAACCCAACCACCAGCUAGCUGAUGGACUACUCAUGUCUUCCACCAGCACACAUCUCAUUUUUAUUGUUUUCUACCACUGGUUCUUGUCAUUUCAAAAUAAAGUCAUGAUUUUCAGUUUAA